AUGCCAUUAAACACGGUAUCAUUUGGUCUCGCCACCAUUCGCAACGCUCAUGAUGAUAUCGAAGCCGCAAUGGUCAUCGACCAAUGGGUAUAUCCGCUAUCAACACUCGAUGCAUCGUUCCAGAGUCACACCAUCUUUGGCCUUCUCCAGGAUUGGGCUUCAGCGUACUCUUUGCUGCAACGCUUGGCAUCGCAUGUUGCUGAGCCGGACGGACAACUCAUGAGGAACAGAAUUCCACUCAAGCAAGCAAAUUUAGAUACCCCAAUUCGCUACCCUAACAAGCUUCUUGCAGUCGGGGCCAACUAUUCAAGUCAUUUGAAAGAGAUGGGCCUUUCUACGGAGAAAUGGGAUCCUAUGCCGUUUUUCAGUUGUCCUCCUACAAGCUCCAUCGUGGGACCAGGGAAGACAGUUGCUCUUCCACCGACAACUAAGCAGUUUGAUUGGGAGUGCGAGUUGACAGUUGUGAUGGGGAAAGGGCUGAGAAACGCGACUCCGGAGCAGGCUGCAGAAGCUAUCGCUGGCUAUACUAUUGGCCUUGAUCUCAGCUGCCGCGAUCUCUUCCAGACUGGUCCUCAAGGCUUGGUUGACAUCAUACGCGGCAAAGCGCAGCCAGGAAUGAAACCUUGCGGGCCCAUCUUUUGGCCAAAAGAGUGCAUUGGGAAUCUGGAUAAUGUGCCUGUUAGACUCUGGCUUAACGGUGACUUGAUGAUGGAUGGGACUACUAGCGAGAUGAUUCGGAGUCCUGCAGAGUGUAUUGCUGAGAUGAGCCAGAUACUACCUCUGGACCCUGGAGAUAUGAUCAUGACGGGAACACCUUCUGGAUCUGCUAGGUCUCAUGGAAACAGAUGGCUCGUGAAGGAAGAUCUCAUCAAAGCUCAGAUAGGUGAUAUGGAGCCCCUCGAAGUUAAGAUUUACUGA
Molecule: messenger RNA, 918 nt
Organism: Fusarium musae
Lineage: Eukaryota; Fungi; Ascomycota; Sordariomycetes; Hypocreales; Nectriaceae
Exons: 1
Coding region: 1-918 (305 amino acids)
Molecular function (GO): hydro-lyase activity
Source: RefSeq, a predicted model, not a curated record